GACAAUUGGACAUGCUCCACGUCGUCGCUUGACAGUUCCAUCCACCCCCUCUCUCUCUCUCUCUCCAAUAAUUAAACCAGGUUUUUCUUCCAGCUGUGAAAACGGUCUCCCACGAAGUGGAAUUGGAGCAAUUAAAAGGAUUUUUGUUUGCCUAGAAAACUUCAUUUUUUCAAGCAGCAUAGAAUACCCUCUGAGAGUGCCGCCAUCGAGAAUACUAUAUGCCCUGUAAUAGCCGCUGUGGGAAGGGUAAGGUAAGGGAAGAACGAGGCGGAGCAAGGUCGUGGUAGCAUGUUGCUGCUCAAGGAACUGAUGCGUCUGGCCACGCAGCAUCGCACCUUCUACUGCUAUGUGCUGCUCAGCAUUUGGAUCUUCCUCCUCAUAGCGGGCAUGUAUCGCUAUAUGGGCAAUGUGGAGACGAGUUCUGGUGCUGGAGCUGGCUUUGGCCCCAGCAGCUCAGGCACAAUCAGUUCCUUGGGUGACACCUCGUCCUCCUCGUAUGCUCAGCGUUUUGCCAAGUAUCGAGUGCGUUGUGCUCCGCUUGGACAGCUGCAGCGUUUGGACGAUGGCGGCAUCUUGGAGGGUUGGAAGCUGCAAGGCGUGCUCCUCGUCAUUCGUCACGGGGAUCGUGGACCCAUGUCGCAUGUCCGCACAACAGGCAUCAAUUGUGGCGUGGGUGGGGGAACGGACAACCUGGUCAACAGAUAUCGCAGUUUCCUUCACAAUUCGAGCAGCUCUGCUUCGGGUUCGAAUCACAUGUACUGGAACAAGGUGGGACCCUUUCAUGGCUUUCCUCUGCUUCCAGCCACAGAGCGUGGCUGUCCAUUGGGGCAACUUACCUACAAGGGCAUCUCUCAAUUGUUGCAUGUGGGUGACAUUAUGCAUCAGGUGUAUGCCCAUCCAUUGAGUCUGCUCCUCAAGCCGACACUCAAUCGCGGGGCUAUGGAAACGACACCGCACACGCUGCUCAAUUCGGAUGAGGUUGUGGUCUACACCACGCGCUAUCGUCGAACCUUUCAGUCUGCCCUGGCCAUGCUGUUCACCCUGUUGCCAGCGGACAAGUGGCUGGGCCUGAACGUGCGAGAAUCCCACAGCAUGGCCUUCUGCUUCGGGGAAUGCACCUGUGCCCAGUCGGCACUGCUCCGGAAACGACUGCAGGCCAUGGGCGACACGCAGCUGCUGAAAAGAUUGGAUGUUAUGGAGGCAAUGCAGUGGAUUGGCGGCACCUUGCUGCAGCAUACGCCGAAUGGAAUCACCAAUCCCUUUGAAGUUGUGGACGCUAUGCUGACGGUUCUGUGCCACGAGGCGCCACUGCCUUGUCGCCACAAGAAACGCAGCCCGACGGCGAGGCCGGCCAGGAAGAACCCCAACCAGGAGCUGGUGGAUGUGAUCAACAUUGAUCAGGAUGAGGCGGCGCCCAAUCUGCAGCAGGAGGUCAACAAUGGCAACAUGGAACCAGAGUCCAACGAGGGAGACAAUGGCAAUCCCUCCUUGCCACAGGAGGAGGAUCAUCAAGAAGGUUGCGUGGAGGCGACCCAUGUGGACACCCUGAUGUCCUUUGCCGAUGAACUGUCCAAGCGUUCCGCCGAUCAUGCGUACUACAAGCUGUCCGGGCUGCUCCGAUCCUACGGAAUGAUUCGGCACAUCGUCAGCUACAUGCUCAAGAUGAUCUCGGGAGAUCGCACCAAGUUCGUCCUAUACUCCGGCCACGACUGCACCAUGCAGUAUCUUACAGCGGCGCUGGGAAUCGCCAUUAGCGAGGGACAGACAAUUGCCUAUGCCUCGCGGCUAGCCUUCGAGGUGUACCGCAGCGAGGCGCACACAGACUACUAUUUCCGGGUCGUCUACAAUGGACGGGAUGUCACACAGCAGAUCGACUUCUGCGAGGGAGGCAAGAGUCUGCGUGUCACCCGAGACUCGAGGGGCAACAAGGCGGACCUGUGUCCCAUCGAGAAUAUUAUUCGCUUCCUGCACGAGGACUACUUUGCACCGCUGAAUGCCACCAAUUUUAAGGAGGCCUGUGGCACCACCAAUCCACCAAAGGCAAACGAGUUCUAGGCCGGCCCCACCCCGCCCAUCGAGGAGUCUCCCACGCACUUUUGAAACUGUGAUACGUAGUUAACAUGCCCCCGAAAUAAGCCCGAUUCCAGCAGCAGCGACCAUUCCAGCUAUCCAUACAUAUAGUACAUAUACGAAACGACCGCAUCUUGCGAUGUUAUUUAUCUCAAGUUAGACGAAUUUUUAGUUAAUGAAAGAUAAUUGUUGAUCCUGGAGUCGAAAUCGAUACAUAUCAAAUCGUGAAUUCGAGCUAAACUUCUUCUUAGCAAAACCGAUGCAUAUCAGUGUGGGAACGUUUUCCUAGACCUAAGUCCAAAACGUAAGCAUAUCAAGCGAAAGUUAUAAAUUAAUUAUACAACAAAAGUGGAGGGAGAAAGCCUUCUAGAUUUUAGUAUGCCUUUAAAUAAAUGUUCCCGAUUUUAAAGAAUAUUAACGAA
This is a messenger RNA of Drosophila persimilis, 2492 nucleotides long. RefSeq names its product 2-phosphoxylose phosphatase 1. Lineage: Eukaryota; Metazoa; Arthropoda; Insecta; Diptera; Drosophilidae. Gene Ontology annotation, biological process: dephosphorylation. Bases 289 to 2055 code for a protein of 588 amino acids. The record is from RefSeq and is a predicted model, not a curated record. The transcript is spliced from 4 exons. Gene Ontology annotation, molecular function: phosphatase activity.